Molecule: messenger RNA, 597 nt
Organism: Ostertagia ostertagi
Lineage: Eukaryota; Metazoa; Nematoda; Chromadorea; Rhabditida; Trichostrongylidae
Source: the annotation of a GenBank genome assembly
AUGGGAUUGUGUCAGUCCACCGAGGACAAGCAGCUUCAACAAAAAAGCAAAGCAAUCGACCGGGAAAUGAUGCAGGGCCACAUUGCACAGCAAAAAGUCGUCAAGCUCCUUCUGCUAGGUGCUGGAGAAUGUGGAAAGAGUACCGUGCUGAAGCAGAUGAGAAUUCUUCACGACCAUGGAUUUUCUCCGGAAGAAGCCGUCCAGCAAAAAAGCGUUGUCUACAACAACACCGUACAAGCAAUGGCAAUGAUUUUGAGGGCUAUGAACAGCCUGAAGAUCACUUUUGAAAACCCGGCAAGAGAGAACGAUGCACGUGUGGUCCUGGACACGAUCAAAGCUGCCCAAGAAUCAGAGCCGUUCACACAGGAGCUCACGCAAGCUCUGAAAAAUCUGUGGGCAGACCCGGGAGUUACAGCAGCGGUCAACCGAGGAAAUGAGUUCCAGCUCGUCGAAAGUGCUCCACACUUUCUCGGUUCUAUCGACCGUAUAGCAGCCAAAGACUAUAAACCAACUGAGCAGGAUAUUCUGCUUUCACGGAUAAAAACUACUGGUAUUGUAGAAGUGAAAUUUCAAAUGAAGAAUGUGGAUUUCCGGUAA